Messenger RNA from Phyllopteryx taeniolatus (common seadragon), 3926 nucleotides. RefSeq names its product zinc finger protein 22-like. The transcript is spliced from 2 exons. The coding region runs from base 857 to 2101 and encodes 414 amino acids. Gene Ontology annotation, molecular function: DNA-binding transcription factor activity; RNA polymerase II cis-regulatory region sequence-specific DNA binding. Lineage: Eukaryota; Metazoa; Chordata; Actinopteri; Syngnathiformes; Syngnathidae. Gene Ontology annotation, biological process: regulation of transcription by RNA polymerase II. Gene Ontology annotation, cellular component: nucleus. The record is from RefSeq and is a predicted model, not a curated record.
CAAUCACGAGGAGAACAUGUUCGCUCCACACAGAAAGGUGCUGAGAUUUGAAUCAUCAACCUCAGAACCUUGACGCAAGCGUGCUAACCACUAGGACACAGUGCUGCCUGUCACCUAAUUUCUAUGUAUAAUAAAAAUAUUUUUGGAUGGUGUCUAAUAAAAUAUUGUAAUUUCUUGAGGUGGUGAAUUUCAGACUUGUAAUAACUAAGCUAUAAUUUUGCAGGUAUAAAUAUUGAUUGUAAUAUGAUAUAAAAUAUUGCAAUCUGAGUCGUGGAUCGAUGUAAUAUGAGUUUUCUACAACUAUUGAGGGUGCAGAGACAUAUUUUUAUUCAAUUAUUUGCAGAAUGCUGGGACUAAGAAAAUGGCGCCAUAAUAUCACUUGAUUUUGCACACAUUAUUUUAUAUUUGCUCUAGUUCUACAAAGACUGCAUUCCUGUAGCAUAAUUAUGCUAUAUUUAUUAAUUACCAAAUCCCAACAUGCAACACAUUCCGUCCGUUUUUUGUCAUAGUUUAGAUGACUAGAUGUAAUUUUAUAAAAUUCUGACCGUUCAUACAGAACAAGUUGAUGGUGGAGCGUGUAAUGACACUCCACGCCUGCUGAUGGCAGUACUGUAGUGCAAUUGAUUACGACCGUUGUCUCUUUCCCGGAAGUUGUGUAAAAAAACGCAAGGCAAAACGUUAGCAGUACGACGCGAGGUUGUUCAUCGCGAUGUUUUUGUGUUUAACGCAGCUAGCAGAGUAGUCCAAUUAUUUGCGUCCGACUAAAGUCGUCCCGGUGCAUUUUUCAGUUUCUUCUCAGCUAUUCUAGCUCGCCAGCGGCAAGCUAAGCUACACGUAAGUUAGCUAUCGUGUGAAAAUGUGUAAAGCGGAAAAGCUCAAAGCGUUGCUGAAUGCACGGCUGAGUGCUGCCGUCGAAGAAAUAUUUACAGCGUUUCAAAGAACGAUAGCAGAGUACGAGGAGGAACUUUAUCGAACUAAAGAGGAGAAUGAGAGACAACGUCAACAACUCGCCGCUGUUUCCAUGCCUCAAGUUGACUUACGCAAAACAGACGAAAAUGAAGAACAUCUUCCCCCAGAGCAGCAGAACGACCAGUCCAGGGUGUAUCCCGCCUUUAGCCCAAAGUCAGCUGGGACAGGCUGUAACUCACCCACCACCUUUUUGAGGAUAAGUGGUAUGGAAAAUAGGUGGAUGGGUGAGCAGCAGAAGUGGAACUUCGGGUUGGGGCAAGAGGAGCCAGAGACACCCCACGUCAAAGAGGAAGAGAACGCUACCGUUAUCACCAACUGUCUGCUGACCAGUGUCGCUUUGAAGACAAACGAUAAUGACGACAACGGUCUGAGGUCCCAGCUUCAUCCCAGGCAAAGUGAGGAGAACAGAUGGGCCGAGUCCCUGAGCAGCAGCUCAACUCAACACAUGAAAACGGAAGACGAUGGAGACCGAUGUGGAGGAUCACGAGCGGACGGCCUCUUAGCUCCGGUCUCGCUUGACACUGUUGAUGAACACUCUAAAGGUGAUGUGACGUGCCACACCGACAACACACACUGGAAAUGUUCUCAGUGUGGGGAAACCUUUGGUGCCAAGAAAAAUCUAAGAAGACACAUGAUGCUCCACACGGGAGACCAGCCUAUCAGUUUUUCUCAUUCCAAAAUAGUCUCUUCAAAGGGACAUUUAACAACAAUUGCAAAAGCACACACUGGAGAUAAACCACAUUCCUCUUUUAGUGAUCAUUCACCUUCGAUUAAUGGUAAGAAAACACAAACUGGUGGGAAACUGUUUAAGUGCUCAGUAUGCAGUCAAACAUUUUCACAAAAGCAAAAUAUGAUGACCCACAUGAGAAUACACACUGGAGAGAGACCUUUUGCCUGCUCAGUGUGCGGUCUGCGAUUCACUCAAAAGAUUACUUUAAUACAUCACAACAGAACACAUACCGGUGAGAGACCGUUCUCCUGCUCGGUGUGUAAGAAAGGUUUUGCACAUCCUGCCUCACUUAUGAGGCACAUGAGAACACACACUGGAGCGAAACCAUUUGUGUGCCCAAAUUGUGGUCAAGGAUUUUCUGUUCAAUGCACGUUGAAAAAACACAUGAGGACACACUGGUGAUAAAUUGUUCAGUGACAGUUUGUGCGACAAAAAUAUCUCAUAUGUAGUUUGCGUAUUCUUCUUGUGUGACCGGUAUGUGAUGUGAUGAAAGUCAAUUGGAUUAGGCCACAGCUCACCUGCGACCCUAAUGAGGAUAGCACAACAGAAAAUGGAUGGAUGGACUUUGAGAGACUGACUUUGUGGCCACUCAGUUCGUAAACCGAGUCUCGGAAAAUAUAAAAAUGCUGAACCAAGGUUUGACUGUAGUUCGAUGCGUGGCGGCGUUGACACAAAGGAAAGAAGCCACUGAGUCUCGUGUGUUAAACGUUGCACUCUAACUACACACUAGUGUUGUUUCGCCUCUGGUACGACCUCGGACGCUGGAAUCUUUGCCGUAGACUUUAACCCUCAACCCCACAUGAUUAGCAUCAUCAUAGGACAGCAAGACAGGAAAAAAGACGGCCAAGAUGACUAGUGGGAAAGUUGCUUGUGUGUCACAACCCUGUAAAUAUGCUUCAUGCUUUAUUUUUUGAAAGGGGUCUAAUUAUCCAUCCAUCCAUCCAUUUUCUGAGCCGCUUCUCCUCACUAGGGUCGCGGGCGGGUCUAAUUAUGUGAAAGGGAAUUUUAUUGAAUGGAUUGUAUGCAAAUACUGUAGUUUUAUUUGACGUGCCUGUCCACUCGUCAAGUGUGAAAAAACAACCAUAUAAAUCUUGCUUUAGCUGUUUCUGAAAAUGUGUCUAUGAGAGAGCCCUUUUGCAUUUCUACGCCUGUGACUUGGCAGCCGGGCUAGGUGAAGAUCCAGAAACCACGUUGGACUACACUGUUUAAGAAUCUAUCAUGUCAAAUCCAAAAGGUAAGCAGACCUGCGUUGUUUUGUUGGAUGCAAAGAUUUGCUCAUACUUGAUCGCUGUAUAAAGUGAUGAAAUACUGUCUUCACAGGUGAAAAUACAGUGCCAUGUUCUCUGUGGGGCCUCGUAUGUUUUUUUUUUUUUUUUAUAUUUAGGAUUCUGGGCCCCAAGUCAUCAUAGUGAAAUCCGUACUCGGCUUUGGCCCAGCAGUGUAUGGGGUGGGGUGAACUGGCGAUCACUUGCAUGAGACCGCCCCCAUAAAAUAGGCUAAUUUGAGUAAGACAAAACAUAAGCGGUCUAUAAAUUGUGCUAUAAUUCAUUCUUUGUUGAAAAUACAAGAGCAGCAGGAGUUCGAAUAAUUUAAAACUAUGCAAGAAGAAAAAGAAACAAAAGAUAAAGAUGCUGUAACUUGGUCGACUGUAAUUAAUAAAGCCCAGUAUUACUACAGCAAUAUGCAGGUUGUGCAAAAAGGGAAGUAUAUUUGCAGUUGUCAUGGCAAAUAAAGCUUUUGUGAAGCAUUCUUGUCAAGCAAUUCUUUAGAAAAUGAAUUAAUUGCUUAACCAUCUACUAAUAGUAUACCCUCCAUAGCAUUGCAUUUAAAACAUAUUUACUGACUAAAAUCAAUCUCAAUCUAAGAUUGAAUAUUACGUUCUAUUUAAAAGUGCAAACAUUGGUGAAAGUGUACAUUUGUGUUUUUGAUGAGAAUGUUCUGGGGGAAAAUGUCAUAGUUUGGGUUUAAUUCUAUUACUAUGGAAUAGGAACAAGAUUUUAGAGGUGCAUUCUUUUUCAAAAGUUUUUGGAUUGAACCAUAUUGAGUUUUUUUUGUUUUUUGCUCACAAUUUCUCCACAUUUGGAAAAUAAUCACAAGGAACAGAUGAUACUAGCGUGCAUAAAUGCUUUGCUGGUUGGAACAGAUGAAGGUAAAUGUUUAUAGAUAAAAGUAUGAGUAACAAAUGACACGGUUUAUAAUGGGUCUCAAAAUAAAAACCUUAAAAUUA